Messenger RNA from Cryptotermes secundus, 2935 nucleotides. RefSeq lists its product as uncharacterized. The transcript has 4 exons. The coding region runs from base 456 to 1400 and encodes 314 amino acids. The record is from RefSeq and is a predicted model, not a curated record. NCBI's taxonomy places the organism in Eukaryota, Metazoa, Arthropoda, Insecta, Blattodea, Kalotermitidae.
GAAUUUAUUUCAGCUUGUACACGAACAUUGCGACUCGGCCCAAAAUAACACAAAAGAAACAGGAGAAGACUGCAUGAGAAAUGGAAAGUGAAACUCGCUUACUUGUGUUGAAAUGACGUAACAUUAGUUACGGCAUACCUAGUUCAUUACAGCUCAGCUGGGGGGACGUGGGGUACUCUACGGUAGUUGGAAUUUCUCAGCCAAGUCUUGUUCACAUUCUGUUCCGUCGUCUGUAGAGGUGGUUACUGGAUAUUUUACUGUGUCCUGGCAUUAGCUGUGUGCAGUGGUGCUGUGAAGCGAUAAAGUACUGAUAUCAGAAAGAAAACAAUAUGUGGUGUUGAGUGUCGUGUAUAUAGAAGAUAUGAAAGGAUUAAGCGUGUCUAGCAGUGGUAGUGGCGGAUUCGCUAGACUACUGUCAUGACACUUGUGAUCUUCACGGCUGUUUCUACCUCAGUAUGGCAUCUUCUGUUUUACACGACAUUGCUGGUGAUCUUCAGUCCUUUUGUGCUGCUUGUAGUGAUGCUUCUCCCAGAGAAUUUGCCACUACUUUUGCUCAGAAGGAUUUCUUCCAUUCCUAUGGAGUCUGUCUGAUUUCACUGAAUUUAUUUACCAACAUGAAUAUACUACCCGCCGCUUGUUCCAGAACUAGGAUACUCCUGACCAAAGGUGGAAAGGAUAUGAAGGACCUCCUACUCGUUUCGGUCCCUUGGUGCGCUAAUACUCAUCGCCCAGAAUAUGAGAAUAGACAUAAAGGGACUCAGGAGAAUGGGAACCUCUCCAUAGCCUAUCCAUCUGAACCUCCAACUGUCCUGACAUACUUCAUAGUGACGUUGCUGGCAGGUGUCGUGACGGCAGGCCUACUCCGAGUACCAAAGGUCUACAAUGCUCUCAUUUCUACCAACGAGAAGCUGGUUCCUAGCCGAGCAAUUUCGGUUUCUGCUCCGGUGCUUCAACCAGUUGCGUUGGCUCCUGCAGUUCCAGCAGUAGUUGUGACCAGUCCUUAUAUCGCUGUUCAUGACACUGAAGUGAAGUCUAACAAGACUGAGACAGAAGCUAAUUCUGAAAAUGAAAGUGAGAAGAAACCAGAAAAUGGACAAAAUGCCACAUCCAGUGACUUACCUGUAAUAACACCCUUCUCUCUUCCAUUAGCAUAUUACAAUUCUCUUACUUAUUAUCAUAACCUUUGGCCCUACUCCUAUUCGUCUGUGUCACCUGCCACAUUCUUAUUUACAGCUCCGUUCACAUAUCCUGGAAUAUUUGAUUUGUAUGGAGGCCUACCAUGGACUCAGAACAAGAAACCAGAGUCUGAUCCUGCUUCCUCUAAAGACUCAGCUUCUGAUGUUCCUUCUGGAACUCAAGAUGAUCCAGAAAAGGAAUCAGUGUCCAUCGAAGCAAGUUAAUUGUCAGAAUAUUGCAUAUGUUGAAACAUAAUCUGUGGAAGUCCAAAUUUUCAGCAUUUUUUGAUUGUGGAAAUUAUGAACACAUAUCAUUUAGUGUUUUAAGAGUUUCUGUUGAAGUGACUGAUAUCUCCAUUCUUUUAUGCAAAUUUUAUUGACAUAUAAUAUUUAUGAACAGAGUCUGUCACAAUAUUCAGUCCGGCCAUGUCAUAUCCCGUUUACAUACUAGCUCUAUAUCAGUAGAACCGCUGAAGUAAGUGGGACAGGCUUGUGAAGGUUUCACUGUAAGCAAAUUUGAGAUAUAAAUAGUUUCUCAGAAAACCAACUAACUGAAUCAAGUGACAAAAUUACUGUGCCCACAAUCUUGGGUCACUCUAAUACAAGGCUUUGGGUUUAAAUCCCACCCAUUAUGUGGCCCUGUGUCCAGGUUCUUUUUCCGCUUUGUUCUGUGUAGUCAGCUUUGCAGAAUACUUUCAUCCUGCCCCAUUGAAAGAGGCUUAUAGGUUAAAUUAAUUACUUAUGACUGAACUGUAAAAAUGGAGUGUUAAGCAAGAUAGCAGAGGAAGGAAAACUCUGUCAUCUUUUGGAUAUAUUAUUUCAGUAAAUUUAAAUCUAAAUCCCAUGACAGAAGUACACAAAAUGAAUUUUAAACAUAUUAAUGAAAACUACAGUAUGUAAGUAACAGGUUUAUGUUGACAGGUAUUCUUAUAGUUUCUGAUCACAGGACAGAGGAAUAAAUUCAAAUAUGAGGCACAGUGUCCUGCAUUGCAUGAUUGUCUCACUGUUUGUUGGAUUUUCCAUUACUGUUUAUGUAAACAAAAAUAAACAAUUUUUUAUUACCAUACAUGUUUUAGUACGAAAUGUGUAUGUUGUGUGUACAUAUGUUAUAAUGUGUUUGAUAUGUACCUCAGGUGGAAGCAUUGAGGAUUUAGUGGAGAAACGUCCUGUAUGGCUUAACUUGGAAGACCAAAUGCAUUCGGGUUGAUAGUAUUAAAAUGGAUCUUAAAGAAAGUGAAUUACGAGUAUACAAACUUAACUGAACUUGCUCAGGAUUGUGUCAAGUAAUGGGCCUCUAUGUGAUCUGUGUUGAAUCUCCAUGCCCUUUUAUCAAGAGGCUUUGUUUAGCUAUACCAGAUUUGAGAUCUGAACCAUCAUGAAGAUUCAUACUAUUCUAUUUUUCCAUCUACUCUGGUAGAUUACCCUUGUUUCUCUGGAACAUAUUACUUUCAUCAUCCAGGUAAUGUCCUGAAGAUGAAGGUAGUAUGCCUCUCUGAAACAUUAAUAUCCAUGUACCAGAAUACACAAUGUCAUAAUGCAACUGAAUACAAUAUUAGUUCAGUGAUUUAGCUGGUUAUGCUAAAACCAGUCAUGAUGUAUGGAUGUGAAACAUGGUUCAUAACUGAAAAGGAUGUUAUGUUCAGCAUGUGAACAGAAGAAACUUCUGGGUAAGGUGUAGAACCAAAGUAACCAAGAAUUGAAGGAAUUAUGUAAACCCCUUGUUAUGAUAGUGCAUGAAUAAAGGUCAAGUUUGGAAUGGG